Molecule: messenger RNA, 2387 nt
Organism: Fukomys damarensis (Damara mole-rat)
Lineage: Eukaryota; Metazoa; Chordata; Mammalia; Rodentia; Bathyergidae
Product: KIAA0040 ortholog
Exons: 2
Coding region: 224-511 (95 amino acids)
Source: RefSeq, a predicted model, not a curated record
CGAGGAGCCCAGCCCACCCGAGCCGGGUCGCGGUCACCCGAGGAUCUCCGGGCCACCGUGCCGGCAGGAAGCCCGUCCCAGAACCCAAAGGUUUUAUUUGUGGCAUGCUCAAACUCAAAGCUGAAAGAAGAAUAAAUUCCAAGUGUCGAAGGUUGUGUCCUCUUGAACCCAGGACUUGCUAGUGAGUUGCAAAGAACCUCUGUCCCCAUACUAGCCAAGCACUAUGGAGAAAAUCAGCUCUUUCUUCAGCUCUAUCUGGGACACCAUCCUGACCAAACACCAAGAGGGCAUCUUCAACACUAUCUGCCUGGCUGUCCUCCUGGGGCUACCAUUAUUGAUGAUCCUCAUCCUCUUCUUCGUCUGCUGCCAUUGCUGCUGGAGCCGAGCAGGCAAGAACCACCAAGAGCCAGAACGACACAAGAAAAAGAAGAAGGAUGAAGAAGACCUCUGGAUCUCUGCUCAGCCCAAGCUUCUCCAGAUGGAGAAGAGGCCAUCACUGCCUAUUUAUUAGCAGUAAGCACAGGUGUCCUUCCUCUGGGGCCAAACCUCCUUCCAACUACACAGAGACUUCUCCCUGAGAAGGACUCCCUGAAAUGAUGCACUCAUGUUCACAGAGUAACUACUCAACCGAGGCACAAAUCUCAGACUGAGUGUCCCAGGGGAGCACAUGAACAGUUCUUGCCCUGCCUUGGCAGCUCUGAGCCCAAUAGCAGUGCUUUUUGCUACAGAACCAGACAUGCAUUUCACCUGUCUCUGGCAUACUCCAUAAAUAAAAGCACAAGGGACAUCCAUGUAUACAUGUUGAUAUGGCUUCCAAGUGUACACACAUACUAGUAACUGCAAAUUCAGACAGCAGGUACAUGGGCAAAUGUAUUCCAUUCAUCAGAUAGCCACUGAACGCAUACUUCAAGGAAGACAGUACAGAAAUGUCUCAUGAGUAAGUGUGCCCAGGUGUAGGGAAAUAUACACAAUUAUAUAGACAGGCAAGACUCCUGUCUGUUGCAUCUACCACACAGGAUGGAGAUGAAUGCUUUCCUAUUCCCAUAUUUACAUAGCUUUUUACUGGAAUAUUCACAUGUGGACAUUCCAGCGACCUGGUACUGUCCUCUCCCGGUAUAUCUUGAUACGGACACACCAAGUUACCUGUACCUAAAAGUUUAGAGUGUGAUGGAUUAAUACUCACGGACAGCUCUUUUCUUGGAACUAAUGACAAGGUCCUCAUUACCACUAAUGGAUGUUUAAUGUCCAAGACCUCUCCAGGAUGCUACCCCUUAACCUAGAUAGACUUUUCCAAGCAAGAACAAACAAAACACUCUUGGCAGUGACUACUAACAAGUUAUGAAAAGCCACUCUUUUACUUCAGUGGGCUGCAAUUGUGUAGCUGGGCAAUGCAUGUUUUAUAGAUGUAAAGGGUAAUUAGGUGCUGCACCAGAGCUAGGUAUCUUCUUUGUGUCCCAAGGUUUGCAGUAGGGAAGGAAUUAAAGACAGUCACCAGUCCAGUCUCAAAGAAGUCACACCGGAAAUGACUUCACGAGUGUGCAGUGGGUGCAUGGUAUGUUGCAAGAAUGCAGGAGUAACAGUUUCAAUGAAACUAGGCUGAAGCUAUAAAGCAUUUAUUAAUAUUUAUCUUGAAGCUCAGGCAAGUAGGUACUCAUAACUGUGGUUGCUGUUGGCCAUGUGAUAAGGUUAAGCGUAAGCUUGUAAUACCUCACCAUUCCCCCAAGUGACCUUCUCUUCAGCGAGAGUCCCCUAAUUGCUGCAGUGGACCAGACUAGGUGUUGGUUUGCAGGACAGUACAUGCAGAGCCAGAGGCUGAGCUCAGUGACACAGGUGCCCUGAGGUACAUGCGGACGUGUAAACAUGAUCUGCAGUGAGUCGCAAGUUUCUCCCCUGCCCCAGGCUGAGGUUCAGAAGCAGAGUUAAUGCACCUCCAUGAUGAGCUGGUUGUGUUUUGAUUCUACUGUGACGACAUUACAAAGACAGUUCCCAACUUGGGAGUAGAUUGUAUUCUAAGAGUUCAUUUGCAAAUCUGCUGGGGAGCUUUCUAGAAAUAUUUCCCAUGGAAGCUGUUCUCGACAGUGGCAAAAUCACUGUCUAAUUAAUAAGAUAGCUAAGCUAUGACAGUUAUAGUAGCAAAAAAACCAAAUCCAAUAACGGUGUGAGUGGAAAGAUGUACUGUUUGCUCACUCCACUCCGGUUACCUGGCACUUACCUGUCCUCCCAGUGUACCCCGGCCCCUGGAGAGGGGCUAUCUGCUAGUGACUGUUAUCAGGAUCGCCUAACUGACAGCCAUGUGAAUCAUAACUUAGGCCUGCAUGUAUUUUCGAGCCGGUCGCCCUUUCACUCUACAUAGCCCUAAAUUCCCUCGGCAUUCAGGCCUGGGCAUU